CUUCCCCCUCAUCUCCCCCUUUGUGCCAAAGACAAUACUGUCGCCUUUUCUCCCCAGUGUGUCAGUUAUUACUGUGCCCUCAUCUCUCCCAUGUGUCACAGUCAAUACUGUCCCCUCAUCUUCCCCCUGUUUGUCCUCUCAUCUGUGUGUCACAGUAAUUAGUGUCCCCUCAUCUUUCAAAAAAAGCAUACAUAUUAUUUUACUUGCCUUUACCUCUGUUCCCACGCCGAUCCCCCUUUCUGCGGUCAUGCUCCAUACUACUGAUGUCCGUUGCUCAUGUAACACCAGGGCACCAACUGCAGGCAGCGUGGGAAUGAAGGGAGAGCUAUUGCUCAGAGUUGGUUUCUGCACUGCAGCACAGCACUUUGAGAAAAGUAUUUACCUGUGGAGUUACUUACCGCCUCCAUAUAAAUGUAAGCAUUGUUUAAGGCAGCGGCGGACUGUACUGUAUUUAUUCUUAAUGGAAAUUAAAAGCUUUCUGAGACAGAUCAGUUGUGAAGACUCUACAACAGUUGGUGCCUGAAGUCAACACUCUCAUGUCUAGCAGGAGAGCCUGCCAUUCUGAUGGUAUGUAACAUGGAUCGGUUCACUGACUUUGGCACACAGACUGAUACGGUGGUGGUGCUGUCUCUAGCACAGGCAGCUGUCUUGGGCCUGGUGUCAGACAACGAACUUUUUGGAGCCACGAUCAGCCCUAGUGGAUUCUUCCCUGCCUCUAGGAGCAACUUUUCAGAUAAUGGACCUAUUGAGGCAGAGCAGCCAGAAGGUGACAACUACCUAAACACUGGGGGAAAGGUUGCAGCUGAACCACUAGAAGAUGAAGCCUUAGAUUCAGAAAAACAUCCAAAACGGAAGAAACGUCUACCAGUCAAAGUGGUUCCUAAAAUAAAAUGUGAAAAACCUGAAGAAGAAAUAGAUGCAGGAGAGAUCUGCCAGGUCACUAUAGGAGCCAAAACUGAAGAAGGUGAAAAUGAAGACUUAGUUUCACAAGAUACUCAGGAGCAAACAAUUGACAACACUGUACAAAGCAGUUCUAUGAAAAUGAUUGAUCUCAGUACAUUUCAUAGAAAGCCAAAGAGGUUUCGUCACUUUAGAGAGAGACUACGUCAUGAUGUGGAUACGGACUAUCGACGUGUAUUACAUCACCCCAUACAAAACACUUACCCUCUCCCACCCAUGCCAAUGAUCACUGGGAACUCCAGCAUGGAGAGUAUGCAAAGGCAGUGUAGUUUUGGUCCUAGUUUAGUGCAGCCUAGUGACACUAGAAAUCCAAUGGUUGGAUCACCCAAAACAGAGGAAAAUGUGCAAAGCUUUAUUUGGCCUGAACCCAAUGAACAUGAAACAGAUACAGCUGAAACAAUUGAACGCAACAAAAAAGCUCAGUUGGAUAGGCUGGAUAUAAAUGUACAGAUUGAUGAUUCUUACCUGGUGGAGGCUGGUGAUCGACAGAAACGGUGGCAGUGCCGAAUGUGUGAGAAAUCCUAUACCUCAAAGUACAACUUAGUCACACACAUUCUGGGGCACAGCGGUAUCAAACCCCAUUCGUGCCCACACUGCAACAAACUUUUCAAACAGCCAAGUCAUUUACAGACUCAUCUCCUGACACACCAAGGGACAAGACCGCACAAGUGUGAGGUGUGCAACAAAGCCUUUACACAGACCAGCCACCUGAAGAGACAUAUGUUACUUCACACAGAUAUCAAACCCUACAGUUGCCGCUUCUGUGGUCGGGGAUUUGCUUACCCCAGUGAACUCAAAGCCCAUGAAGUCAAGCAUGAAAAUGGCCGUUGCCAUGUCUGUGUUGAAUGUGGACUGGACUUUGCUACAUUAACACAGCUGAAGCGUCACAUUUCCUCACACCAAGGUCCCACAAUGUACCAGUGUAUGGAGUGCAACAAGUCCUUCCAUUAUCGCAGCCAGCUACAAAACCAUAUGCUGAAGCAUCAGAAUGUUCGACCAUUUGUCUGUAAAGAAUGUGGCAUGGAGUUUAGCCAAAUCCAUCAUCUCAAACAGCACUCACUUACACAUAAGGGAGUAAAGGAGUUUAAAUGUGAGGUAUGUGGGCGGGAGUUCACUCUGCAUGCCAACAUGAAGCGUCACAUGCUGAUCCAUGCCAGUGUUCGCCCAUUCCAGUGCCAUAUCUGCUUUAAGACCUUUGUACAGAAGCAAACGCUGAAGACCCAUAUGAUAGUGCACUCCCCUGUGAAGCCGUUCAAAUGCAAGGUGUGCGGCAAAUCUUUCAACCGAAUGUAUAAUUUGCUGGGUCACAUGCACCUUCAUGCAGGAUACAAGCCCUUUAAAUGCCCAUAUUGCUCUAGCAAGUUUAACUUGAAAGGCAACCUCAGUCGUCACAUGAAGGUCAAACAUGGAGUCAUGGACAUCAGCUUGGAAAACCAAGACCCAAUGAUGGAUCUUCCUGACCAAGAAGCCAACGAUAUGGACAGCCAACAAGGAAUGGUGGACUUUGAGGAGAACUCAUACGGUUAUGGAGAAGUGGAAAAUCCAACUGAAGAUCGGUCAAUGGCUGCGCAAACUACAAAAGAUAUGGUCUAUUACAAUGUCUUAUAGUUAGAAGACAAAGGUUCAAGCCUGAAAGGGAAAAUCCUUGAAGUUGGCCUAAUUUCUGAAGUCAAGUUUUACUUGUUUCCGUUUGCAGUUAAAACAACUAUUUAAGCUUCUUCUUUAACAAAUCUACAAUGAUCAGCGAUGGCCUUACCAUAGGGAAGCAUCAGUGUAUAUAGGUAUAUAUCAGCUCAUGGUUUCUCUAAGUCUGGUUGGAUGAAGGAGGAAAUAAUAGUAUUUCAGUUGGCCCUGACCAUAAGAAGUUGGACUUUCAGACAUCAUAGUAGGUCCUUUUAUGGACCAUGCACAGACUGUAUUUCUGUUUUUGUAGCUUGACCACUGGUGUUAUACAAACUUUGCUUUAGUCAAGUAUACUUUAUGUUCCUAUGUUUUGCAUUAGAAAUUAAGUAUCUAUCAUCUGAAAUGAAAUUUGUCUGGAUAUCUAGGGAUGUUGUCUUUGUUGUCACUACCUUUCAUUCAUGCUCAAAGCAGAUUGUCUUUACACUGAGGGACACUGUAUAAAAUAGUCCUAGAUUCUGUCAUAGAGUCUUGGAGAUCUGUUGUAGAAUGUGUUAAAAUGAGGGUCAAAAGCCCAAUACAAAGGUUGCUUUGUUGUCCAUGUGGCCGUUGGUCCAUGCAAAGCUGUCCACUAUAAAUCCUGGAGGAACUGAUUGUAUACGUAUUCACACUUGAUUAUUAAUAUUAUUAUUAUUAUUUUUAUUUUUUGCAGUGAAAGGAAAUAGAGGGGGAUAUUGGUUUAUGUGAUAUAAGUUGCAGCAACAUACGUUGCCUUUCUACCUCUCCUGUUCUCCACCUCUCUUCCUAUAAAGACACUGACCGCUACUGAUCUGUAUAUUACACUGUAUUCUGUUUUUAGAUAUAGCAUUGAAGACUAUUCAUUGGCUCAGAAAUACUAUUUAACUGUCCUACAAUCCGUUUGAGAUUACUAAGGAACUGUGAGAAAGUCUUGCCUCCCUGGCAUAUAUGUAUGUCAGCUAUGAACCACUUCUUAGAUAGUUUAAUGUUUUUUUUCUGUAAUUUUUGACAUGCUCACGGGGGCCCAUCAGUGAUUCUAAUUCUACGGGCCUUAAUGAAAAGAACUUAUUUUUAAAAUUGACAUAUUUUAUAUUCUAAAUUAUCAAUAUACAGUAUAAUUAUUUCUCUAUGUUCUAGACAUAAGGAAAAUAAAGUCACUUUUACAUUUUCCUGUGUCCAUCAUAUUAUUAGUUCCUUUGGCUCCUGCAGAGUCUGCUUGAAUGUCAAUUUUGGAACAUUGUUAACAUUAUAGUGGGGAAAUAUAGGAUGUGACAAUUACAGUACAUGUUGUAUUGAACAUUAGAAAUCUUUAUGGGACCAAUGUCUGUUGUCGUUACUGUAAAGAUUGCACUUAAUAGAUGGCUUGUAAUGGACUUUUCAUCCACAUUGACCAGACUGCUUUGAUCCAUCUCUCAAUCUUCUAGCUGUGGACUGACUAGAAAAGUUGAAGGGAAUGUUUAAAUCACAUUUUUAUGUGAAAUUUAUUUUUCAAGAAUUGUUGGUUAUGUUUUUUUCUAAUUUUCCAUUUUACUAUGUAUAUUUUAAAAUAAUCCUGAAACAUUGCAGUUUUCAUUCUGACCACUAGGCUUGAAACUAAGCUAACACUUCCUGUUCUGUCUUUGAUAAGGAAUAGGCCGAUGGAAAGUGUUCUGAACAGAAUUACAGCCAAAGGUAACACCAGUAGAUAGAAAAGAAAAUAGGUGAAGCUCGAAGCUCAGCCUCCCCGUCACUGUGGAAUUACCUCUUCAAAAGUGACAGAAUUCAUGUGAAUGGGUCAGGUACUGGCUAUUGUUGUCUGUGUCCAUGGCGUGAAGCAUAUCACUAAAUGCUGUUAAAAACAGCUCUGGCAAGAUAGCUGCCCCCAUAAUAAUGUACAAAAAAUGAAAAAAAUAGAUGAAAAGAAAAAAAGUAUAAACUGAGUAGAAAAAAAAAAUGUGUCAGUAUCUGGUUCUGACAGUAAAAAAAGAAAUCUAGGCAAUGAAUUCCCUUUGAGGUUCCUGUUUUUCUUUUUGAUUACCAUGGAAUCCAAAAGAAAAACUUUCUGGGCAUUUAAACUGCUUAUUGUAAACCCUUCUAACACUGACAGGAUACAGCAUAUGUGGGUAUACAGGGAAGCCUCAAAUGGAAAAUCCUCCUAAGACAUUUAACAAAAGCUUAGAUCAUUUCAUGUAAUGAAACAGUAAUUGUUGACAGUGAAGUUUUAGACCUCAGAUCACAAUCUGGCUUUAGAAAUACAUUUAGGGUUGGGUCACAUGUGCCUUAUUUUGCUGCAUAUUUUAUGCAGCUGAUUUUGCUACCCAUUGACUUCAAUGGGUCGGAAAAUAUGCAGCAGCAAAUAUACAGUAGCAGAUACUGCACGUGUGACCCUACCCUUAAAGGGCACAUUUCCAUAGUAAAAUAGAGCUUCUGUAGUCAUGUAACGUACUUGAGCCAUUCAUUCUUUCACUAUGCUCCUUUACAGAUUCCAUCAAAACCACCAGACAAAUUAACAGCAUGCAGUAAAUUUCCAGACACCACGCUGCAAACCCGUUUGUUUGAGCUGCUCAGUGUUGAUACAUCUUUGUAUCCUACUUAAGCUAUAUUAGAGAAAGUAGACAAUAGGGGAUCCAGCUUCUCAGCAGAAAAAAACUGUUAAACUUCA
This is a messenger RNA of Hyla sarda, 5239 nucleotides long. It is a transcript of the gene ZNF710, whose product is annotated as zinc finger protein 710. The coding region runs from base 565 to 2568 and encodes 667 amino acids. The transcript is spliced from 8 exons. Gene Ontology annotation, cellular component: chromosome. Gene Ontology annotation, biological process: regulation of transcription by RNA polymerase II. NCBI's taxonomy places the organism in Eukaryota, Metazoa, Chordata, Amphibia, Anura, Hylidae. The record is from RefSeq and is a predicted model, not a curated record. Gene Ontology annotation, molecular function: DNA-binding transcription factor activity; chromatin insulator sequence binding; RNA polymerase II cis-regulatory region sequence-specific DNA binding.